CACCACCACCACCACCUCCACCUCCUCCGCCGUCACCAUGAGAAUUGAGACGUGCUACUUCUGCUCAAGCCCCGUCUACCCGUCCAAGGGCAUCACCUUUGUGCGAAAUGACGCCAAGAGCUUUCGAUUUUGCAAGAGCAAAUGCCACAAGAACUUCAAGAUGAAGCGCAACCCGCGCAAGCUGGCCUGGACAAAGAGCUUCCGUCGCGCACACGGCAAGGAAAUGACUGUCGACUCUACCCUCACUUUUGCUCAGCGCCGUAACGUGCCCGUGCGCUACAACCGCGACCUUGUCCAGACGACACUCAAGGCCAUGGGUCGUGUAUCCGAGAUCCGUGCCAGAAGAGAGCGCGCUUUCUACAAGGCCCGUAUGCGCGGUAACAAGCAGCGCCAGCGCGAGGAAGACCGCAAGCUGGUCUUGGAAAACCAGCACCUGCUGCCACCCAGUGAGCGAUUCUCCAAGGAGGAGCUCGAGCAAAUGCAAGUCGAGCCCGAUGUCCAGACAAUCAAGGACAAGGUUGCUGCCAGGAGGAAGGAGCUUGAGGCAGAAGAGAGCGAGCUUAGCGAUGCCGAGGAAGAGAUGCUACCCAAGACUAAGAGCAAGAGGAAGAUGAAGAUGAAGGUCGGCGGUCGCGGUGUCGAGGCCAUGGAUGUUGACGAGUAGAGCGGCUCUCGGGACCCGGUACCUUAUCUGCAUCAACCGACAGCGACAGCCUAAUGACUGGCUUGGCCUUGCGAGUAAAAAAACCGUUCCUGGAGUCUGGCGUCACAUUACAAGGGUAGUUUUCAUGACCAAAAUAGCUCGAUACCAUAUCAAGAAGCUUCUUUUAUUUCUCUU
Messenger RNA from Bipolaris maydis ATCC 48331, 838 nucleotides. RefSeq names its product ribosomal protein L24e-domain-containing protein. The record is from RefSeq and is a predicted model, not a curated record. Gene Ontology annotation, cellular component: nucleolus. NCBI's taxonomy places the organism in Eukaryota, Fungi, Ascomycota, Dothideomycetes, Pleosporales, Pleosporaceae. Gene Ontology annotation, biological process: ribosomal large subunit biogenesis.